GCCCGCAGCCCGGCCCGCGCGGGGAGCGCCGCCGCCGUGGUCGCCGCCGCCAGGCCGCGCCCCGCCCCCGCCGCUGCCGGGGAGGCUCGCGCUCGAGCUGCGGCGCCGGCCCCGCCGCCUGGGCCCCGGCCCGGCCCCUCCCGCGCCGCCCGGGCGAUGAGAAGCUGCUUCUGCGUGAGACGGAGCCGGGACCCGCCGCCGCCCCAGCGGGGAACAGACAAGUCCACCAUGCCUGAAGUCAGAGACCUUUCAGAAGCCUUGCCGGAGACGCCCAUGGACCCCAUCACAGGCGUGGGGGUGGUGGCUUCGCGGAACCGCGCCCCGACAGGCUACGAUGUAGUCGCACAGACAGCAGAUGGUGUGGAUGCUGACCUCUGGAAAGACGGCUUGUUUAAAUCCAAGGUUACCAGAUACCUGUGCUUCACAAGAUCAUUUUCCAAAGAAAAUAGUCAUUUAGGGAACGUGUUGGUGGACAUGAAGCUCAUUGACAUCAAGGACACUCUGCCUGUGGGCUUCAUCCCGAUCCAGGAGACGGUGGACACACAGGAAGUGGCUUUUAGAAAGAAGAGGCUGUGCAUUAAAUUCAUCCCCCGGGAUUCCACGGAGGCGGCGAUCUGUGACAUCCGGAUCAUGGGCCGGACCAAGCAGGCCCCCCCGCAGUACACGUUCAUUGGGGAACUGAACAGCAUGGGGAUCUGGUAUCGAAUGGGCAGAGUUCCAAGAAACCAUGACUCAUCUCAACCCACAACACCUUCCCAGUCGUCAGCUGCUUCCACCCCAGCCCCCAGCCUUCCCAGGCACAUCUCCCUGACGCUGCCCGCCACCUUCCGGGGCAGGAGCAGCACGCGGGCUGACUACGAGUACCAGCACUCCAACCUGUACGCCAUCUCAGCAAUGGAUGGUGUGCCUUUUAUGAUUUCGGAGAAGUUUUCUUGUGUUCCAGAAAGUAUGCAGCCCUUUGACCUGCUGGGAAUCACCAUCAAGUCUCUGGCGGAGAUAGAGAAAGAGUACGAGUACAGCUUCCGCACCGAGCAGAGCGCCGCCGCCAGGCUCCCGCCCAGCCCCACGCGCUGCCAGCAGAUCCCGCAGUCCUGAGGGCCCAGCUGCCUCCUGCCUCCUGCGGGGAGAGACGCAUCGCCCCGGCCCGAGUGCCCGCCUCACCCGCCCCCUCCGCCGCCCUCCACUGCCCCACCGGCUCGGCGGGGCGACUCGGGCAGCUGAGCUCUCCCUCCUGGUCAUCAGCUUGCCUGACAUGACGCCCCCUCCCUAGGGACAUUCAUAACCUCGACUAACCUGUGUGUGCCGGAGCGACGGCUCCUGACGUGUCCGUGUGAGGAGCAGUCGUCCUUAAACAGCCCUGCACCCGGGGCCACCAGUGACUCCCUUCCCUCCUGUCGCUGCCGCCAGCCACUGCCCCUCCUGGGAGACCCGGGCGGCUCCCAUCACCCAUCAGGCGGCUGGAGCAAGGCCCCCAGCCCCACUGCAUCAGGGGCCCCAGCAUCUCACCACGGCCCUGCCCAAGGAGGAAGAGCUGGUGGCCCAGGUGGACCGCGCCUGGCUCCCCACCCGCUGUGAGCAUCCGAGCUGGGACUCGGCACUGGAUCCGCACGGACGCCCUGAGGUCAGGGGCAGCGUGCCCGGCGCUCCCUGCCCAGGACGCUGUGCUCACCACCUCACACCCACGUCCCCCCAAAGGGCUCGUCUCUGCAGUGCCCACGUGCCAUCAGCAGUGCCAACUGCCUCUGCCCGGUGCCUGACCCGGGACCACAGCCACUGGCCUCCCAGGUCGUCGAGGAAAGAGGCUCUGGGCAGGGCCGGCCGCGUCCCGCCUGCCUCCGCUCACAGGAACAGCUGUUGGGAACAGUCCGUCUGACCCUGGUCGUCGAACCGGGACCGGCACUGACCUUUCUGCCACGAGUGGCCAGUGGACACAGCGCCGCUGCGGAGUCCACCUCGACGCGCAUCUGCCGUGAGCACGGGGUCCGCUGUGCCUGGAGCAGUGAGGGGCCCACCAAGACAGCAGCACGGGGGGGGGGGGGGGGCCCACCAGGGACAGACCUUCUUCCCUGUCCCCGGGAGGGCACAGGGUGACGGUGCCACAGGAGCCAGCGCCAUUAGGAAGCAGGGCCGGCGAAAAAUACCUCACGCACCUGUCCCCCCCACCCCCAGGCCCUCGCCGCCUGCCCCUGGGCCACCCCCUGGGUCUUCACUGUAAUACCUCCUGCUUUCUGGGCAUCGGGGUGUGGUUGCCUGGCCUCCCCAAAACCUGAGGACACCCCUGGUGAGACCGGCCUUCCCGUGCCUCCCUCGCGGCCAGGUGGCAGGAGCCGCAGUGCGUGGAGCCCGCAGGGCCCCGGGCCUUGGGAUUGGUGCUUACCCAGGGCCCGAGAGCUGCCGGGCUCAGUGUGCCGCAGGCAUGAGCUCGUUGCGUUUAGAGGAGUUAGGGGAGCCCCAGGCCCGGAAAACGUGUGUACUGCUGCUUUGUGGUGGCGGCUGGUUCAGAACCAGGUGACCUGUGUAACUUGAAGGCCGACAGACGGUGGCGUCCAGCAGGCGGGGGGCAGAGGCGGGGGGGGAGGCAGAGCCCCGAUUCCUCCUGUGGCUCCCGUGGCCAGUGCGCUCUGGCCUUCGACCUUUCUCACGCCUGGUUGGGAGAUUAUCUCGACCAGGAGCACCCGGCAGCCCCUCUCCCUUGACUGACAUCUCAGCCGCUCUGCUGGGACCUGGGUGAGGGCGGCCAUCAGUGGAAGGGGAGGGGUGACCACAGCUCCCUGACCACGCCCCUGGGGGGCCACCUGGCAGAGGCGAGCGGAGAGCCCUCCCGCAUCGCAGACCUGGUCUAGGGCGUGGCCUCGCCUGAACAUCGCGAUCAACGUGGCCUGGACCGGGGUGACCGUUAGUAGCUGGUGGUGGCUUCCAGGCUGCUCCCAACCCUGCUGCUUUGCCUCGUGACGGGGUGCGGAUGAGCAGGUGUGGGGGUGACAAGGCUCGGAGCCGGGCUCUGGCUCACACCUACCAGCUUCUUCCUGGAGGGCACUCUUCUCGACAAACCCGCUGCCCAGGGGGAGGGGGAGGGAGGGGGAGGAGGGGGAGGCUCUGUUGGAAAGGUGAAGGCAGCGGCCCUCCCUCCGCCCCGGCCCCUCGUCCCUCUGAGAAGACUGAGCGAGCACAGCGCCCCCUUCCUUCUCUUCCCUCUGACAUUCGUCUCUCCACGGCCUUGGAGGUGGCACAUGACGAGGAGGAAGUACCUGCUGCAGGUUCUCUUGUAAAUUUAUAAGCAGCUUCUACCCGACCCGAGUCCAAGAGCUGAUGUUGGCCACGACCCUCCUCCACUUGGUGAGGGAGGAACCCGCCUGCGGAAGAAAUAGCAGGUUAGACCCCAGGCUCCCGGCUGCGUCUCGUCCCCCACCCCUGCCCAGGAGGCUGGUGGUGAGGAGCCGCGGGGUUGGUUGGGGACCACCCCGUCCUUCAGGGAGGGGCGGGCGCAGGGCGACAAGCGGAACUCGGCGCACUAAGCCCAUCCUCCUUGCCAGGCCUCAGGCCGGCACCUUAAGCACAUUUCUCCCGUCAUUCCCCCUCGAAAAGCAAACACCCAGAUGUGGGCGCUGUUCGCUCCGUCAGAUGGAGGAGCCCAGACUUGUCCAAGGGCACAAGGCUGGUGAGUGGCAGAGACGGGUUUGGAGCCGUGUCGUUGGCCCCAGAGCCGCGGUGCCAGCCCUCCCACCAUAAGCACACGCCUCGGAGCAGGGCCAGGGGCGAGCUGGCUACCCCGCACUUGCCAUCUGUGGGGAGGCCCAGCCCACAGCUCCUUGGAGACCAGGGACCCCGAGGGCGAGGGCAGAGGGGCCUCCAGGCGCACAGGCUGAGCGGUUCGAAGGCUCCCGGUCUGCUGUGCCCGGAGGCCUGCAGGCGCCCGGGGGUCAGCCAGCUUUCUUCGCCUGUUGUAAACGUGGCCUCGGCCGCCAGGGCUGUCACCACCCUGAGCCGGGCCUGCCCUCCCAGCAAAGGUGCGAGCUGCCCCGUGUGCCGAGGCCACUGCACUCCCCGCAGGAACCUGUUCUCGCCGCGCGUAUUUAUUCGAGGCGACUCCUGCGGUUGACAAAGGGAAGUUUCACUGUGUGAUCGUCUGUCUCUUAAUAUAAUUUGUUAAAUAAAUGUUUUGACCUUU
Molecule: messenger RNA, 4168 nt
Organism: Myotis daubentonii (Daubenton's bat)
Lineage: Eukaryota; Metazoa; Chordata; Mammalia; Chiroptera; Vespertilionidae
Gene: MVB12B
Product: multivesicular body subunit 12B
Biological process (GO): virus maturation; viral budding; regulation of epidermal growth factor receptor signaling pathway
Cellular component (GO): late endosome; ESCRT I complex
Source: RefSeq, a predicted model, not a curated record